This is a messenger RNA of Neoarthrinium moseri, 1755 nucleotides long. RefSeq lists its product as uncharacterized. Lineage: Eukaryota; Fungi; Ascomycota; Sordariomycetes; Amphisphaeriales; Apiosporaceae. Bases 1 to 1755 code for a protein of 584 amino acids. Gene Ontology annotation, cellular component: nucleus. Gene Ontology annotation, biological process: positive regulation of transcription by RNA polymerase II. The transcript is spliced from 3 exons. The record is from RefSeq and is a predicted model, not a curated record.
AUGUCUUCGACAGCUGAGAGCAACCCGCCAUCUGGCGAGAGCUCCACGUCAAGUGGCACAACACCAGCACCCUCAACAGCAACCACCGCCACCACCGGAUCUCAGACGAGCUCAACGGCUGCGCCUGCCACCACCGCGGCGCCUGCUGCCGCUUCUACUGCUGCCGCGCCGGCGGCAUCGUCCUCGUCCUCGGAUGAGACCCUUGUCUGCCGCUGGGGAAGCUGUAACGACCGCUUCACUGCCGCUGAGUCGCUCUACGAGCACAUCUGCGAACGCCAUGUAGGCCGCAAGAGCACAAACAACCUCAAUCUUACCUGCCAGUGGAACUCGUGUCGCACCACUACCGUCAAGCGCGACCAUAUCACCUCCCACAUCCGUGUGCACGUUCCCCUCAAGCCGCACAAGUGCGACUUCUGCGGCAAGUCGUUCAAGCGUCCCCAGGACCUGAAGAAGCAUGUCAAGACUCACGCAGAUGACUCUGUCUUGGUCCGCUCUCCUGACCAGCACGCCGGACUAGGCGGCGGCUACAGAACCCAGGCCAAAGCUCCCUCCAGCUACUAUGAUCACAAUGGCCAGAUCCGUACUAACUCGGCUGCCUUUGGCCAGCCACACCAAAACGGCCAUCCUAGCAGCUACUACCAGCACCAGGCGCCCUCGUUCGGCGGUCCCAUGUACUACCAGCCCCUGGGCAGCCGUGGUGACCACCACAUUGGCUACAACACGGCUGCUGCUGAGUACGACAGCCGCAAGCGCACCUACGAUGUGCUGAACGAGUUCUUUGGAGAUGCUAAGCGCCGUCACCUGGACCCGGCCUCGUACGCACAGGUUGGCCAGCGCCUCAUGCCGCUGCACGGCGCCCUCCCCAUUCACACCGGAUCCCUGGCCACCGAGUACAUGCCGGCGUCUGUUGCCGUCGGUGGUGGUGGCGGCGGUGCUGGUGCUCACGACCCUUACGCCCAGCACUACUCCCUGCCUCCCAUGCCCAGCAUUCGCACCAAGAGCGAUCUCGUCCAGAUCGACCAGAUCCUGGAGCAAAUGCAGAGCACUGUCUAUGAGAACUCGAACACCGCCGCUGCCGCCGGAGUCCACCAGCCUGGCUCGCACUACAUUCCUCUGGGCUUCAGACACAGCCACUCGCCACCUCACACGACUGGUGCGUCGCAGUCGGCGUUGCCCGCCUACUCCCAGGCGGCUGUGGCAUCCCCCCUGACCGCUGUGUCCUCCACCCACUCCAAUGGCACCCCUGCCGUCACUCCGCCUAGCAGCAACCUGUCCUACACAUCUGGACACUCGCCCAGCGCGUCCUCGUCUGGUCUGUCGCCAACUUCGCGCCACAGCUCGACAGCCUCCCAGCUGUACCCCACACUGCCAGCCGUGACCUCGGGCUACCCCGGCCAGUCCGCCACCUCGACUCUGGGUCCUACCUUUGACCCUGACCCUCGUCGUCGUUACUCUGGCGGCAUGCUGCAGCGCGCCAACGCCGGGCCCAGACAGCUGGAGGACCGUGACAGCACUCCCAAGCCUUCCGAGUCCGUCGUCAGCUCGCCGUCUGCUGACUCCGAGUCCGGUGGUGAGGACCAAGUGUACGAGUCUUGGCUGGAGAACAUCCGUGUGAUUGAGUACUUGCGCGAGUACGUCAUCGACCGCCUCAAGCGCGAGGACUACGAUGCCGACUCCCCUGCCUCGUCGGACUCCAUGGACGUCGACUCGCCCCCAAGACAGCCUGCUUAUCCUACCCUUCCGUUGGACGCGUGA